AUGGAAGGGCUUGAAUCCGAUGAGGAUAUAGACGACGUACUCCAGAUGAUAUGGAAUUCAUCUCGUCUCAUAUUAGCCAAAUAUUCAGAGCUAUUGCGGUUACGUCACCUGAAUUACUCAUGGGUGUGUCUUUACACCAUUUUCAUGGCCGGUCUUGCAAAUAUCUACGCCGUCGGGUGCUGUGCGCAAAGACGAAAACGGGGCAUUAUAGCUUUCCUGCCUCCCUUUUUUGAUGUCAUCUCCGAUGUUCGCGAGUGUUCCAAUAUUUUAACGGCAAUCUGUGAAAGAUGGGACGACGCUCGGGGUUCGUGCGAUAUUUUCAACAUAUUGAGUAUGAGUGCUCUAAAAGAGCUUGCUGCAACAAGCUUCCAGCAAAAAUGCACUAAGGUGACUACCUCCAGGUCAGACCCUGGUAACGAACAAACAAACAUACAACCUCCUUCGACGGAUGCAGGAAUUAUAGCAGGCCAAGGAUCUACGUUGAACCCCGCACAGUUGCCGCCUCAUCAAACCUAUCCUUCUCCAGGAUUCCCCGAUAUGGCCUUCGCUCAAUAUCCCGACGAUCCCCUCUCCGAUCCCAUUGUUGAUUUUCAGCAGAUGUUUCAGGAAUUGCAGAACAAUAUUAGCGUCCAAGGGCAUACGCAGACAGAUGAGGUUAUGCUAGGGUUUGCGCAAGAGUGGUUUGAAAGGUAG
Molecule: messenger RNA, 693 nt
Organism: Penicillium riverlandense
Lineage: Eukaryota; Fungi; Ascomycota; Eurotiomycetes; Eurotiales; Aspergillaceae
Exons: 1
Coding region: 1-693 (230 amino acids)
Biological process (GO): positive regulation of transcription by RNA polymerase II
Molecular function (GO): DNA-binding transcription factor activity, RNA polymerase II-specific; sequence-specific DNA binding
Source: RefSeq, a predicted model, not a curated record